AGGGACUGAGGAAGAGCCGCCGCUGCUUCAUCAACUGUCCGACAAAACGCUGCCGCGCAGAAUAACGUGACCACUUCACUGAGAGACAGCAGAGACAGAGACACACGGGAGAGGACACUAUGUCAAAAGAGACGAGAGGAAAAGGUUCGUCAAGAAAGCACAGCGCCUCUCACUGGUGUCUGCAGAAUAUCGCACAAGAAUCAGUUGAUAGCUCCGAUGAGGAGUUCUUUGACGCCAGAGAUGUUAUGGAGGGGAAGAGCGCCAUUCUGCUGGGCAUGAGUCAGUGGAACUCAAAUGACCUGGUGGAGCAGAUCGAAACUCUGGGACACAUGGAGGCCCAGUCACAUGAGGGUCUCUACCAGCUGGGUGGUCCUCGCUGUGCCCCUCAGAGCAGCAUUGAAGGACUGGAGGACAUAGAGAGGAAAUGUAAGACCCACGUGCUGCUGCUCGUGGUGCACGGGGGGAACAUCUUGGACACAGCAGGCGGAGACCCAAGCACAAAGGCUGGUGAUGUGGCCACCCUGGCGUCAGUGCUGGAGAAAGUGACGCGGGCGCAUUUCCAGGCUGCUGCAGAACACGUGAUGAUCAAGCUGGUGCCAUGUCCGGCUGUGUGCGCUGAAGCUUUCUCCCUGGUGUCAAAUCUGAACCCAUACAGCUAUGACGAGAGCUGCGUGUCCAGCAGCGUGGACCACCUACCGCUGGCUGCCCUCCCCCUCCUCGCUAUCGUCUCACCGCGCUACCAGGAUGCCGUAGCAACCGUCAUCGCCCGAGCCAACCAGGUCUACCGCAGCUUCCUGCAGUCAGAGGACGGCCAGGGAUUCACGGGUCAGGUAUGCCUGAUGGGCGACUGUGUGGGAGGUGUGCUGUGCUUUGACGCUUUGUGCUUCAGCAACCACCAGAGGCCCGGCAGCCCCAACAACAGCAGCAGGAAUAACAGCACUGAGAGCCUGAAGGAUAACUCGGGGUCCGUGCUAGGGGAGUCCAGCCCGGGGCUCAGUUCUAGCAAGAGGCUGAGUAAGAGCAACAUCGACAUCUCUGCCCCCAACGAGGGGCACAGUCAGGGUGGGCCGCAGCUGAGCCGGAAGCAGAGCGACUCGUAUGACGGAGAUACCUCGUCCACCGGCCAGCACAGCUUUUUUCCCAGUUUGAUGAAAGAAAGUGUAGAGCGUGGCGGCAGUAACACCAGCCUGGUGUUGAACCCUGGCCGGUUCGACUUUGAGGUGUCAGACUGCUUCCUGCUGGGCUGUCCAUUGGGCCUUGUGCUGGCCAUGAGACGCACCGUGCUGCCUGCCGUCCACGUGAGUCAGCUCCAUCCAGCCUGCUCUCAGAUUUUCAACCUGUUCUACCCCUCGGACCCUUCAGCCUCCCGACUGGAGCCACUGCUACAGCCUCUCUUCCACAAGUUGCCACCGUUCGCUGUGCCGCGCUACCAGCGCUACCCUCUAGGAGACGGACGCUCAAUGCUCAUAGAGGAAAGUAUCCAAGGCCAUCCAAAUGUAUUUUUGGAAGGUGAGCAAACCCCUGGAAGUCCAGCUUCACAGGAGUCCUCUGAGACAAAGACUGAAGGAGGAGGAGGAGGAGGAGAAGAGGGAGGUCGCAGAGCCAGCAUGACCAGUGUGGAAAGUGAAACGUCAAUGUGCUCCAUGGGCCAGCUGGGAAACACCAUCACUAACAUUUCCAGUAGCUGGUGGGGCUCCAAAAGACUGGACUUUGCUCUGUAUUGCCCUGAUGUGCUGACCGCCUUCCCAACAGUGGCCCUGCCUCACCUUUUUCACGCCUCCUACUGGGAGUCCACGGACGUAGCAGCUUUUGUUCUCCGACAGCUCAUGCGAUGUGACUGUGUGAAGACCCAGGAAGCGGACCAUUUGGACUCGGCUCCAUUCUCUCCCUCCAGCCCACGCGAAAAAUGGCUCAGAAGAAGGACACAUGUCAAACUAAGGAACGUCACAGCCAACCACAGGGUGAAUGAUAUCAUCGCCACCGAGGACGGACCUCAAACUCUGGUUGGUCGCUUCAUGUACGGCCCCUUGGACAUGGUCACUCUGACUGGAGAAAAGGUGGACAUCCUGCUGAUGACACAACCUCAGUCUGGCCGCUGGGUGCACUUUGACACAGAGGUGACCAACAGCAGCGGCAGAGUCACAUAUACCAUACCCAAGAGCAAGAAGCUCAGCCUGGGAGUCUAUCCGAUUAAAAUGGUGGUCAAGGGAGAUCAAACGAGUGCAGAGGCCUACCUGACUGUGUUGCCACGGGGCAUGGAGUGUGUGGUCUUCAGCAUCGAUGGUUCUUUUGCUGCCAGUGUGUCAAUCAUGGGCAGUGACCCCAAGGUUCGCCCCGGAGCUGUUGACGUCGUCAGGCACUGGCAGGACCUGGGAUAUCUGAUCAUCUACAUCACAGGACGCCCUGAUAUGCAGAAACAGCGUGUGGUGUCCUGGCUCUCACAGCACAAUUUUCCCCAUGGGAUGAUCUUCUUCUCUGAAGGCCUGGUUCAUGAUCCCCUGCGGCAAAAGACCAUCUUCCUCAGGAACCUAAUACAGGAGUGUCACAUUAAGAUCAACUCUGCUUAUGGCUCCAUGAAGGACAUUUCUGUUUACAACAUGCUCGGCCUCAGCCCCUCACAGAUUUAUAUUGUUGGCAGACCUUCGAAGAAAUACCAGAAUCAGUGCCAGUUCCUGAGUGAAGGCUACGCAGCGCACCUCUCCACCCUUCAGUUCGGGCACAGAGCCAGACCCAAGAAAUCCCCUUCGGUUCGUAUGGUCCUAAGGAAAGGCUCAUUUGGUCUCUCAGCGAAGCCUGACUUCCUGUGUAAGCGCACCCACCUGCGUAGGACCAUGUCGGUACAACAGCCCGACCCGCCGUGCACACCCAACCCGAAGCCUGAACGAGCCCAGAGCCAGCCGGAGUCUGAUAAGGACCACGGGGGAGGAGGAGGAGGAGCAGGAGGAGGAGGUGGUGGCGGCGGAGGAGGACAAGGUGCAUGGGGACGGGCCUCCAUACAUCGUGGAGACACGACUCCCUGA
Molecule: messenger RNA, 3020 nt
Organism: Seriola dumerili (greater amberjack)
Lineage: Eukaryota; Metazoa; Chordata; Actinopteri; Carangiformes; Carangidae
Gene: pitpnm3
Product: PITPNM family member 3
Exons: 19
Coding region: 120-3020 (966 amino acids)
Biological process (GO): phospholipid transport
Cellular component (GO): cytoplasm
Molecular function (GO): phosphatidylcholine intramembrane carrier activity; phosphatidylinositol binding; phosphatidylinositol transfer activity
Source: RefSeq, a predicted model, not a curated record